UGACACGAGAGACGAGAGAGCGCCGCAAACCUCUGGAGCGGAUCUGCACCUCUACUACGCAAAUUAAGGAUAUAGUGAGAGGGGGACAUAAGUUUGGCUGCAACAUCCUACUGUCCAGUUAAACAAGGUCACAGGUCUGUGAAAGCAGAAGUGCGAGUGGACGGAGAUGAUGUCCAUGCAAAUGAAUGAGGCGGACAGUGUGGUGAAAGUGGCUGAGUGGCAGCAAACCUACUAUGCUUCAGACUCUGGCAUCCAAUCAGCAGCCACGACAGUGCAGGAUGAUGACAGCAGCACUGGGUGCAGUGGCAGUAAGAAGUACACAAGCACUACAACCAGUACUACUACUGCACCUGCGACGACCAGUAAUGGACCAGGAGCAGCUGGUGAACAAGAAAGCCACACAGAUUUCGACGCUCAGUACUCAUUAACCCGGGCCCAGCGCGUAAGGGCAGCGAUGUUUCCAGAGACGCUGGUGGAGGGAGAGGCAGCCAUACCCAUCCAAGCAGAUCCCACACAGCAGAGCAACGUGCAAAGACUGGCUGAGCCCUCACAGUUACUAAAGACAGCCAUAGUUCACCUGAUAAAUUACCAGGAUGAUGCUGAGCUGGCCACAAGAGCAGUGCCGGAGCUCACCAAGCUCCUUGCAGAUGAUGAUCCGGUAGUGGUAAACAAGGCAGCCAUGAUUGUCAACCAGCUCACUCGUAAGGAGGCCAGUCGCCGGGUGCUGGUGCAGUCGCCAACCAUGGUAGGAGCCGUGGUUCGUGCGAUGACAACGACAGUUGACAUGGAGACGGCUCGUUGCACUGCGAGCAUCCUCCACAGUCUGUCACACCAGAGUGAGGGACUGCAGGCCAUAUUCAAGUCCGGAGGGAUACCAGCGCUUGUCCGCAUGUUGAGUUCACCUGUGGAGUCAGUUUUAUUUUAUGCAAUAACCACCCUUCACAACCUUCUGUUGCACCAAGAAGGAGCCAAGAUGGCAGUGCGUCUUGCUGAUGGCCUUCAGAGGAUGGUCCCUUUACUGAAGAAGAGCAACCCCAAGUUCCUUGCCAUUACCACAGACUGUCUGCAGCUUCUGUCUUACGCCAAUCAAGAGAGCAAGCUAAUCAUACUCGCCAAUGGGGGCCCAGAGGGUCUGGUUUUCAUCAUGAGGAACUACAACUAUGAAAAACUGCUAUGGACCACCAGUCGAGUACUCAAAGUAUUGUCAGUGUGUCCGAGCAACAAGCCCGCCAUAGUAGAAGCAGGAGGUAUGCAAGCCCUGGGUCAGCAUCUCACCGGGUCAAGUCAGCGUCUGAUUCAGAACUGUCUAUGGACACUACGCAACCUGUCAGAUGCAGCAACCAAGCAAGACGGUUUAGAUGGUCUGCUGCAGAUAUUAGUUACCCAGCUGGGUUCAGAUGAUGUCAAUGUGCUGACCUGCGCAACAGGCAUCUUGUCCAACCUCACUUGUAACAACUCACGCAACAAGACUCUGGUCACUCAGUUUGGCGGAGUGGAGGCAUUGAUCCACGCUGUGCUACGUGCUGGGGAAAAAGAAGAUGUUGCGGAGCCAGCAGUUUGCGCCUUGCGUCACCUCACGUCGCGCCACCACGAUGCUGAGCUGGCCCAGAAUGCUGUGCGGCUGCACUAUGGUGUCCCUGCUGUGGUCAAGCUGCUGGGACAGCCACACUACUGGCCUGUUAUAAAGGCUACUGUUGGCCUCAUCCGGAACCUUGCGCUGUGCCCAGUUAAUCAAGCACCGCUUAGGGAUGCGGGGACUAUCCCACGAUUGGUGAACCUACUGUUAAAGGCUCACCAGGACACGCAGAGGCACGCCUCCUCUUCCCAGCAGACAUAUCAGGAUGGUGUCCGUAUGGAGGAGAUAGUAGAGGGCUGCACAGGAGCACUUCACAUUCUGGCUAGAGAUCCAAUAAACAGAGGGGAGAUUGCCAGCAUGCAGACCAUACCACUAUUUGUCCAGCUGCUGUACUCGUAUGUGGAGAAUGUGAAACGAGUAGCUGCAGGAGUUUUGUGUGAGUUGGCUCUGGACAAACAGUCUGCGGAACUCAUCGAUGCAGAGGGUGCGUCAGCACCACUCAUGGAAUUACUGCACUCCAACAAUGAGGGAAUUGCCACCUAUGCUGCAGCAGUGCUCUUUCGAAUUUCAGAGGACAAAAGCUCAGACUACAGGAAAAGAGUGUCUGUGGAGCUCACACACUCGCUUUUCAAACAUGACCCUUCUGCCUGGGAAAUGGCUCACACAGUUCCUUUGGAGUCCACAUACUUGGCUGAUGAGUUAGAUGGUCCAUAUCCUCCCUAUGGCUAUGCUGCCCUGCCUCUGGACACUCUGCCACUAGACCCUGACCUCCAUGAGUCCUACAUACCUGACAUGACCUAUGACCCAAGACAGACCUACCCUGAACCACUCUAACAGGAACAUAAAACGUAAAACAGAGUACAACCAAUACAGAGGAUUAACAAAUCACAGAAAGAAAGGACUGGAGGAAUUCAUAGAGGAAGAACGCUUCUGAAGGUCUUAAUGACAAGGAGAAUCAAGCCUUUUCAACCUUUUUUAAGGUGGAAAAUAUUCCAUUUGGCAAUCAAGAACUUUUCAGGAUACAGUUUAUUGAAAGUGUUUAUUGUCGGUGUAAAUAACACAACUGUUAUUUUGUUAUGAUGUCUUACAGUGGGGUGAAAGUGUACCGUAACACGGGUAACUUUUAAAAGCAAUCACGAGAAAAUGUUUCAUUGACAGUUUGGGGGCAUGCGGGACAAGCGGGAGGUGCAAUUGAAAAACAGUUAUUUGACAAAUCCAACUGACAGUCUGAAUGAAAUGCAAGAAUACUUCCAUCCUUCCGUCAUAUAAACAGCAUUAAGUAAGAGAUUCCAAGUCAGAGGUUGGACUCAUCAAUUAUGUCCAACAAUGAUCUUCUUUUUUUUUUUUUUUUUUUUUUCCCCCCCCCCCCAGUUUCUAUUUCCGAUUACUGAUCUCUGGAUGUCACGUAACACAAAAAAAAAAAAAAGAAAAAAAAAUUACCCUUUUAACUCGUCUAAUUUGCUGCUGAAUGCUACCCAUGUAUGUAUCCCUGCUGUCUUUUUGAUGUCUCCUCCGUGUAUUUGAACUCUUCACAUGUCCAUAUGUGGUUGUUGCAUGGUAUAUAAUGUGUCUACAAAUUGUUCACGUUUGGAUACUGAGAAACUAACAGACAUGCGGUAAGUUGCAAUGUAUUUGGCGGUACGUUGGCCAAUUGCAUUUGUAGUUUAAAAAAGAAAAAGGUACAAAUCUCACCAAGUCAAUGCCUCAUUGUGCUUGAGUGAUCAUCACAACCCCCCCCCCCCCCUCCUCCCUAAAAAACAAACAAACAAAAAAAGACGUUAAUCCCCUUGAGCAUUUCCGACUACAAAGUCUGUACCACACCUUUUUAAUCAACUUGUUCAAAAUUUCAUGGAGAGCUAUAUUGAAUUAACAACCAUAGUGAGAUUGUCCUUGACAAAGAGAGAGAGAGAGAGGUGGAGGAAUUCAAGUGUAUUAAAGAUUGAGGCUUGAACUGGUUGAUCAAUGGACAUUUUGUGCUUCUUUCAUCAAGGCCAACUGUGGUUG
This is a messenger RNA of Phycodurus eques (leafy seadragon), 3580 nucleotides long. RefSeq names its product junction plakoglobin-like. The transcript has 17 exons. Gene Ontology annotation, biological process: positive regulation of transcription by RNA polymerase II; cell adhesion. The record is from RefSeq and is a predicted model, not a curated record. The coding region runs from base 167 to 2410 and encodes 747 amino acids. Gene Ontology annotation, molecular function: alpha-catenin binding; transcription coactivator activity; protein phosphatase binding. Gene Ontology annotation, cellular component: adherens junction; catenin complex. Lineage: Eukaryota; Metazoa; Chordata; Actinopteri; Syngnathiformes; Syngnathidae.